This is a messenger RNA of Numida meleagris (helmeted guineafowl), 1068 nucleotides long. RefSeq names its product centrin 3 (gene CETN3). The record is from RefSeq and is a predicted model, not a curated record. Bases 22 to 621 code for a protein of 199 amino acids. Lineage: Eukaryota; Metazoa; Chordata; Aves; Galliformes; Numididae. Gene Ontology annotation, molecular function: calcium ion binding. Gene Ontology annotation, cellular component: myosin II complex. The transcript has 5 exons.
UGAGUGGCAGCGCAGUAGCCGAUGAACGUUCCGAGUGGGCGGGAGCAGCUCCGGCUGGUAGCGAAUCGGUCGGUGCGAUGCGGCGAGGAGGGCGCGGGUUGGCGUUUCCACGGGGAAGGCAGCGCGGCGCGGUCCGGCCUUGGCGGUAGUAUGAGCCUGUCCGUGAGGAGUGAGCUUUCAGUAGACAAAACUAAAAAGAAGAAGAGAAGAGAACUGACUGAGGAACAGAAACAAGAAAUUAAAGAUGCCUUUGAGUUGUUUGAUACAGACAAAGAUAGAGCAAUAAAUUACCAUGAGUUGAAGGUGGCAAUGAGAGCCUUGGGUUUUGAUGUGAAAAAAGCUGAUGUACUGAAAAUACUUAAAGAUUAUGAUCGAGAAGCAACAGGCAAGAUCACCUUUGAAGAUUUUAAUGAAGUUGUGACAGACUGGAUAUUAGACAGAGACCCACAAGAAGAAAUACUCAAGGCAUUCAAAUUGUUUGAUGAUGACGACUCUGGUAAAAUAAGCCUGAGAAACCUGCGUCGGGUUGCUAGAGAACUGGGUGAAAAUAUGUCUGAUGAAGAACUGAGGGCUAUGAUUGAAGAAUUUGAUAAGGAUGGAGAUGGAGAAAGUAAGUCUUAAGAGUCAAUCAAGAGGAGUUCAUUGCUAUUAUGACUGGAGAUAUUUAACAUUAGAAGAGAAGAAAUGAAUUUAUCACAAAAGGGAAACAUCAUUGGCAUCUACCAUUAGAGUAUUUUGUAGUUCAUUUUUGAUGGAGUCAAGUAGAAAAUUAUUUUCCUCAGAGGGCCAAAAUAAACACAAGUCUUAUGUACUACUGCUUCAGAACUUUAUGUCAUUAAAUCUUAUCACUAGAAUAAGUGAUCAUGUUUUUACAAGUAAUGCUAGUUUUCAGAGUGUUUUAGUGCUCAUUUGUAAAAUAGCUUUGUAUAAUAUUUCUGAAUUAAAUGGUAUUAUAAGAACCUUUUGAAGUUGGCUUUAAGUUAGCACUAACUGCAGCCUUAGUUUUGAUACAUAAAGUUUGACAACCUUCCAUUUUAAUAAAAUGUUCUUUACUAUUGCUACUGAAAA